Molecule: messenger RNA, 1590 nt
Organism: Cyanidioschyzon merolae strain 10D
Lineage: Eukaryota; Rhodophyta; Bangiophyceae; Cyanidiales; Cyanidiaceae
Exons: 1
Coding region: 1-1590 (529 amino acids)
Molecular function (GO): RNA binding
Source: RefSeq, a predicted model, not a curated record
AUGGGAAAAGGAGCGAGCAACAGUCACAAACAGCUGAUUGAGACUUUCCUGCAAACCUACUACAGCGCCCUAAGCAGACAAUUGGAAGGUUUUCAUCGCUUCUAUGUAGACAAGGAAGGUCAGCUUACAUGUGAUUACGUUUUGCGUGGAGUGACCUUGCCGUGGAUCCCACUGCGCAGUGGGUCUCUGCCUGAGGAGGCACUGCCGGGGACACGUACCCCGGCAGCCGAGAGCCCUGGCGACGCUGCCCCAGCGGGCUGGAGCAGGGCUGAUGUACCUCACGCUUCUGUUGACGGUGGCUCUGGGUCGCCCGCUGAGUUUCGUAUCUCGGAGUUUAGUUUUGAUCCAAAGCAGAUGCCGCUUGAAACUGCGGUCGGACUGUUGCAAGCAGCGAUCCAGAGCGCGCUUCCAGCGGUUUACUACGAUAUUCGAAUCAGCUCGUACGAUGUGGAUGAAAUCACGAGCCCAGGUCACCCAGGUUCGGUGACAAGCGACGUGUACGUAGUAGCAGUCGGUUCCAUCCAUGUGUCGGAAGUGCCUCGUCCCGCAUGGAAUGCGGAGCCUGUGCCAGUGUCGCUGCUGAAAUACGUGGCGCUAUUCCCAUUCAUCCAGACGUUUAGGCUCAGGCUUAAGCAAGUGAAGGCGGAAAGCGACGAAAAAAAUGCUGCGUUCUUCAAUAACAAUCAGGAUGCGAUCCAUGUCUGGAUAUGUCACGAUGUGUUGCGUUAUUUAGACGGCAACAUUCUGAAUUGGUUGCCGCCCGCAACCCACACGAGCGAUGGUCAAAGUGAUUCCGUUCCACAAUUCUCGCGCGCUGGCCUCGACGCCGAGCAGGAGAGAGUGAUAAUGCCUGCAGCGCACCAGGGGCCGAUGUACCCGUUUGCACCAUCACCGCAACCGCUUUCGUACGCGGGCAACUUCCAGCGCACAGGCAUGAUGCCUUUUUUCCCGUACCCUUUCGGCACUCUGCCGAAUGCGCAUGUGCUGGCUUCAGCGGACGUGACCCGAAUGAUGCAGGGGCGCUACCAGAUGCCGGGUUUCAUACCACCACAGCCUGUCUAUGGGAUGAAUCCCGGUGCAGUACCAGCGAAUAUACCCAUGUCUUCCGGUGUGAAAGCAGCAGAUGACCUCCCAUUUGCUUGUACGAUUUGGGUUGGCGGCGUUCCUCCGGGGAGUACUGAAGAUCUGAUCCGCGCUGAAUUUUCUCGAUUUGGUCCAAUCCACAAGGUGGAUUAUCGUCCGAUGCGUGGUUUCGCAUUUAUUGUCUUUGUUUCGGAGAAGGCUCGCGAUCGAGCAAUCGAACAGUACCGAAGCGGUAACUUUGUUCCAACCACACGACAUUUCGAAAAUGCGCAUCUGAAAAUUGAUUACAAACGCGAGUUCGGGAAUCGUAGCAUGCACCCGAUCUACCGCGUGCCGUACCGCAUGCAGCCACGAAUUCCUCAGCCUGGUGUAGCCCAUCAGUUUGAGGUUGUCGCUCGUGGGGACUAUCCAGCGCCUCAGCAGGUAGCCUCAGUAGAAACCUCGCAAGAAAUUUACCCUGCGCCGGGCGAGAGCCCUGUGCGUGCACCAACUCUACCUUCCCGAUAG